AACACAAUUGGCUUGUCCGAAUACUCAUAGCAAAAUUACCACUGAAAUUAGUGGAUAGUUGUUGAAGAAUCCAAGAUGGCUGCCAAGACCAUUUUGUACGUGACCUUUCUGCUUAGUUGUAGUCUGGCCUGCAUCAGCGGGUCUCUGCUAUUUGGAGCAUUUAACGUUCAGACUCUGGGCGUGACUAAGAUGGGAAAACCGGAGGUGGUAGACUACCUUACUGAGAUUCUGGCGCGUUACGACGUGGUUCUGAUACAAGAGCUACGGGAUGCAUCUGGCGAAGCUAUUGUGGACCUUCUAAACGCACUGAACGAAUACUCCCAACACACAUACGACUUCAUCAUCAGCUCCCGUAUGGGUCGAUCAUCUUACAAGGAGCAGUAUGUUUACUUCUACAAUCCCAGCAAGGUAUCCGUGAUUGACGCCUACGAAUAUCCCGAAUCUCACGAUGAAUUUGAGAGACAACCAUUCAUUGUUCGAUUCCAAAAAAUAUGCCAUUGCUUUGGUCUGUCCGAGUUUGCUGUGGCCGGUAUUCAUAUCAAGCCAGAUGAUGCAGUCACUGAAUUGGACUACCUUAGUGAGGUGUAUGACCACAUUGUAGACACCUGGGGAUUGCAGGAUGUGAUGAUAGCGGGCGAUUUCAAUGCUGACUGCAGCUACGUCAGUUCCUCCAAGUGGUCCAACAUCCGUCUACGAACUGAGUCUCGCUUCGCCUGGUUGAUCUCUGACUCUGCUGACACCACUGUCUCUAGCACGGACUGUGCGUACGAUAGGAUUGUUGUGGCAGGAUCUGGUAUGAUCGCUAAUUCACGUGCAGCUGCAACCUACUACUUUGAUUCCCAGCUUAGGCUGGACCAGACAACGAUUUUGAGUCGUUACGACCUCGUCAUGGUACAAGAACUACGAUCUUCCUCGCCUGACCCCAUCAAUGAACUCCUGAGUGGACUCAACCAAUAUUCCAGCAAAAAUUAUGGCAUGGUAGUAGGUCCGAGGGAGGGCCGUUCCUCGACCAAGGAGCAGUAUGUCUUCUUCUACAGGACUGACCUAUUCAGAGUGAAGGACCAAUAUGCGUACGUCGAGAAAAAUGAUGAAUUUGAGCGUGAGCCGUACAUCGUGCGUUUCGAAUCUUUGACUUCUUCCUCUCUGCCUACGGACUUUGCCGUUGUGAACAUCCACACCAAACCUGGCUACAAGUACACUCGUUAUGAGGUCGACGCCCUGGCUGAUGUCUAUGAUGAUGUAGUCUCCAAGUGGGGUUUAACGGAUGUUAUAAUCACGGGAGACUACAACGCCGACUGCGAUUACGUCAAAGCAUCCUAUUGGCCAACUAUCCGGUUGCGAACAGAGAGUCGUUUCUAUUGGCUGACGCCUGAUGAAGCUGAUACGACUGUUUCAAAUACAGACUGCGCAUACGACAGAUUCGUGCUUGCAGGAUCUAAGAUGACCGCUAAUCUCCCUAGCUCUCGUGUCUUCUACUUUGACAAUGCUUACGGCUUGGAUCAAGAUACCGCAAAGACGGUCAGUGAUCACUAUCCUAUCGAAUUGACAUUCUAAGCGUCCAUACAUCACUUACAGUUUGAAUCGAUCGAGAUGAGGCCACAAUUCACUGAUGGAUGCA
This is a messenger RNA of Patiria miniata (bat star), 1618 nucleotides long. Its product is annotated as deoxyribonuclease-1-like. The record is from RefSeq and is a predicted model, not a curated record. Gene Ontology annotation, biological process: DNA catabolic process. Gene Ontology annotation, molecular function: DNA nuclease activity. The transcript is spliced from 15 exons. Bases 76 to 1554 code for a protein of 492 amino acids. Lineage: Eukaryota; Metazoa; Echinodermata; Asteroidea; Valvatida; Asterinidae. Gene Ontology annotation, cellular component: nucleus.